UGUGAGAAUUUCCAACAUCACCUGAACGUGUCAUGAGGAAUCCUGACAAAACAGCAGCGUGAACUCAACAACAUGUCUGGAUGGGUGUAUGACAUGUGAAGUGUUGGAUUAACACACUUAAUUUCAGUGGGUUAUAGCACGUGGGCGUUGAUGCGUCCUCACGCGCCGUUAAGGAAGUUGCCUUCAUUCUACUCCUAGUCGUCAAUGUCAAUUGUCUGGCGCUGCAGCAAUGAGAUUUAUCGUCCUUUUCCUGUUGUUUCAAGGGCUGCGGGUUAAAGUUCUUGGCGAAACCGGCGUCACAACCAAAGUUGAAGGGUAUGUAGGUGACACCAUUAUCUUGCCAGCCAAAGUCUUCAAAACAUGGACUCUGUCCAGAAUUGACUGGUCAAUAUUAAGCAACUACACCUGGAUUGCAACGUGGCACCCAGGUGGUAUAAACACUGAACGUCGUCCAGAAUACAAAGGGAGGCUCUCGCUCAACAUAUCAACAGGGGAUUUAACGAUGCGGGAUCUUAGGUUACGCGACGCCAUGACGUACAAUGUGGACCUCCUCAACACUUCAAAUUACAACAUAGUAAACCGGGUCCAGCUAGUAGUGAAAGAACGCCUCAAGAAACCGACCAUACAGCUUUACCAAAAUUUCACAAAAAGCGAAAGUGGCUGUGUAUUGGUGCUCAACUGUUCUUCUCCUGAUACUGGCAUCAACUUCUCCUGGGAGGUCGAGCCUUCGUGUCAUCACUGCAGCAACAACUCUUCCAGUGACACGUCAGAGCUUAUCGCCUUUUUCUUGACAACCCCAGACACUGUAAAUCUCACCUGCAUUGUCAAGCGCGAAUUGGAAAAGGCAUCAAGCAUUUUGGUCUCAAAGAUCAAAGUGCCAACAUUCAGACGCCAGCAGGAUUGUGAUUACAUGUUCGCUUGGGGAUUCUUCACUGCAUUGCUGAUUGUGAUCGGCGUGAUUUUACUUUUCCAUUUCAGAGGUAAGAUAACCGAAAUGUUCCAGCAAUUUAGAGGACUAGGUAUUUCGCCUGUGACGGAUUCCAACGUUCCGGCGGAGAGUGUGACUUCCCAAAAAUAAAAGUCCUAACUUUGACAUGGUGGUUUUAAAAGGAGUUCAUCUGUUAAGAAAAAAAAUACAAAAAAACUGGGUCUGUUUCAAUGUUUCUUUGCAAAGAAACAAUGAUUGAGAUAAACAACAGGGUAAAACUUUUACCAGGAUCACUGAGACUCUAUCGGUCCAUUUAAUUUAAUUUAGUUUAAAAUAUUCAUUUCACAUGUCUGGUCUACAUUAUGCCUGAUUUUUUCAUGGUUUUUUUUGUCUUUCUUCUUUUAUGUUGAGCUUUUUUGAAUUGAGAUAGUGCCGCCACUUGAUCAAAUUAAACAUUGACCGCACCCAAAUGAUCCAGUAUGGACAAAUCCCAUAUUACUUUGCAUAUUAAAUUAGCAAUGAUUUAACUUACAUAUGGCCCAAAGCUGUAAGAGCACAUAAGCAGUAUUUGAUGUGGGGCCCCCAAUUCCUCGUAAUAUCCCGCAGCACUAGCUGUGUUUCAGUGCAGAUUUGCUGGAAUCUGGCAGAGAGGGCCUAGUUUAAUUGGUUGACUGUAUAGGCAAUCCCUGGUUGUUUUUUAUAUUUGCUCAGAUGGAUUUGAACACGCACAAAAAAAUGUAAUUUAUCAGAUUGUAACUUGAAUACAUCAGAAAGACGACGCUGGUUCUUUGCACUUUGACUCAGGUUGAGGUAGAUCCAUCCAGAUUUCUCUUAUUGUCCCAUUUCUAUACAAGAAUCUGGUUUUAGAUCUCUUAUUUCCAUUGAAAGUGUUUAUAAUAAUAAUAAUGAUGUGUGUGUAUAUAGAGUACAGACCAAAAGUUUGGACACACCUUCUAAUUCA
This is a messenger RNA of Xiphophorus maculatus (southern platyfish), 1889 nucleotides long. RefSeq lists its product as uncharacterized. Bases 230 to 1078 code for a protein of 282 amino acids. NCBI's taxonomy places the organism in Eukaryota, Metazoa, Chordata, Actinopteri, Cyprinodontiformes, Poeciliidae. The record is from RefSeq and is a predicted model, not a curated record. The transcript has 6 exons.